Arabidopsis thaliana (thale cress) is the source of this 1909-nucleotide messenger RNA. It is a transcript of the gene WRKY23, whose product is annotated as WRKY DNA-binding protein 23. Gene Ontology annotation, cellular component: nucleus. The record is from RefSeq and is marked reviewed. Gene Ontology annotation, biological process: regulation of DNA-templated transcription. The transcript is spliced from 3 exons. Lineage: Eukaryota; Viridiplantae; Streptophyta; Magnoliopsida; Brassicales; Brassicaceae. Bases 653 to 1666 code for a protein of 337 amino acids. Gene Ontology annotation, molecular function: DNA-binding transcription factor activity; sequence-specific DNA binding.
GAAACAAUAAGGACAAGUCUCUUUUUUUGUUUAAAGAUGAACAAAUUUUUGUGUUCACAUUAAUAAAAACUAAAAAGAGGAUUCCCAUGCACACGAACCAACACCAAGAGCCUUUUUAUUGUAUUUUAAUUUCUUUAUUUGAGCCAACAACUAUUUAUUUUCGUUCUUCUUUCACACUAGCUCUAAAAACCGGUUUAACUAAACCAGUCAAAAACCGGACGUAUGAAAGCGUUCACUGUCUUCUCUGACUUACGCGUUGACCAAUGACUACAGUAUUUUGAAAAAACCUUCGUGUGAUAUAACCGGUUACUGGAAGUCUGUAACCAUCCGUACUGUAUAUUUAACCUGCUAUUGCCGGUCAAUAAAAAAAAAUCAAGGACCACCAUUUAACACAGUGCGGUGACAAAUAUCAAAUCCUUGAGUCAUUAUUAUCUCUUUCCUCUCUUACGCCAUACAUUUCAUCUUUCUUCUCUCUCUAUCUCUCCUCUUUGAACCCUAAAAACUCUUUCUUUACAAGGAUUGAUCUUUUUGUAUUUUUGAUUUUGACAUUUGCUUUGUGUUCGAUCUCUGUUUUGAUGCGAUUUCUCUGUUUUUAAAGCCAUUUGAUAGAUUGUUUCCGGUAAAGCUCAGCGAGAGAAGAAGAAGAACAACAAUGGAGUUUACAGAUUUCUCAAAGACGAGUUUUUACUACCCGUCGUCACAAAGCGUUUGGGAUUUCGGAGAUUUAGCGGCGGCGGAGAGGCAUUCUUUAGGGUUCAUGGAGUUAUUAAGUUCUCAGCAGCAUCAAGACUUUGCUACUGUUUCUCCUCAUUCCUUCCUUCUCCAAACGUCUCAACCGCAAACGCAAACGCAACCAUCGGCGAAGCUGUCUUCAAGUAUCAUUCAAGCUCCACCGUCAGAGCAAUUAGUGACGUCAAAGGUGGAGUCUUUGUGUUCGGAUCAUUUGUUGAUAAACCCACCGGCGACUCCUAACUCGUCAUCGAUUUCGUCUGCUUCAAGCGAGGCUCUAAAUGAAGAGAAACCGAAAACAGAAGACAAUGAAGAAGAAGGAGGUGAAGAUCAACAAGAGAAGAGUCAUACUAAGAAACAGUUGAAAGCAAAGAAGAAUAAUCAGAAGAGACAGAGAGAGGCAAGAGUCGCAUUCAUGACAAAGAGUGAAGUUGAUCAUCUCGAAGAUGGUUAUCGCUGGCGAAAAUAUGGUCAAAAAGCUGUCAAAAACAGUCCUUUUCCCAGGAGUUACUACCGUUGCACAACGGCUUCAUGUAACGUGAAGAAGAGAGUGGAGAGAUCAUUCAGAGAUCCAAGCACUGUGGUUACAACCUACGAAGGUCAACACACUCACAUUAGUCCACUCACGUCUCGUCCUAUUUCCACUGGAGGUUUCUUCGGAUCGUCAGGAGCUGCUUCGAGUCUCGGUAAUGGUUGCUUUGGGUUUCCUAUUGAUGGCUCCACGUUAAUCUCUCCUCAGUUCCAACAGCUUGUCCAAUACCAUCACCAACAGCAGCAACAAGAACUCAUGUCUUGUUUUGGAGGAGUCAACGAGUACCUUAAUAGCCACGCUAAUGAGUAUGGUGAUGAUAAUCGUGUGAAGAAGAGUCGAGUUUUGGUUAAAGAUAAUGGACUUCUGCAAGAUGUUGUUCCGUCUCAUAUGUUGAAGGAAGAGUAGUAGUAUAUAUAUAGUCUUAUAGUUUUAAUCUAGUUUUUUUUUGUAUAAUUGUCUAAAAGAAACGGAUCUUUUGUUCUGAUGAAGAAGAUGUUUUCUUAUGGUUCUGAAAUCGUAAGGUAAUGAUGAUUGUACCAAGCCGAGAAAGUACUUGUGAUUUUCACCAUUGAAUCACUAUAAAUGUAAUUUUUAUUUACUGUGAACUUAUAUUAUAAAUGUGUGAACUUAUAAUUUAUAACACAAAAA